UCACAGGGUUCGGAUUUAUUUUUUUAUGAAGCCCGACGUACCUCAGCCUCCGUAUAUACGCCUGUCUUGACUGCCGGGUUCCACACCGAGCCACACUGUACAUACGUUGUCGUCAAAUUCGCCCUCCUGCAAAGAUAGGCACGCGAAGCAACCGACGCUGCGAUCCAGUUUGGGGGACGUCAUCUUUCUAUGCGAGGAGUUCGUUGACCGGCCGGGCCUUGCGUUGUAUUAUAAUUGUACCACCAGCCGCCUAGUUCGACUAUAACGACAUUCCAAAGACUCCCAGAUGUCUCAAGCAACAAGAGAACUGAAGAUCUACCGGAAAGAUGCCAAGAGUAACCAUAAUCUGUUAACGCCGUCGGAACGAGAGAAACUCAUAGCUCCAUAUCUUCCGGAGCCACCUUCACGAUCAAAGUCGGGCAACGGGGAGUCAGAUGAACGAACGCUUCGUAACCAGCCGAGACCGAUAAUUGGCGUGCGGAAGUUCCUCAAAAAUCAACUACAUGUCCUCGUGUUUGCAAUUAUACAUACUAUUUUCUCUAUAUACAUACGGCUUCGACAAGCAUAUCAUACUGUCAGGGAUCGAACCUUCGCUGUUCUCUACUACCACCACCGGACGCCUGCGCUCAUUCAGAAGGAUGUGAAGGGGCUGAAGAGAUUACCGGAACACUUGAGUGUGAUACUGAAGCUUGAGGAAGGAAAGGGGGGUGCUGCGCUUGAGACUCUCUUGGAUGAAGUGGCUGAGGUUUGCGCGUGGUGCGCAUGUGUCGGAAUUCCCAUGCUCUCAAUCUACGAGAGGACAGGCGUCCUAAAAGGAUACAUUCCAACAACCCACAGAGCCGUCACUCGAAAGCUUUCGUCGUAUUUCGGUCGCCAACACCCUGCACUGUCUAUCCGUGCGCCGCACAUUCCAUCCAUGGAGUCCUCCCCGACUACGCCACCAAGCGAUGUCGAUGUCCCGGUAUCCCUAGGUCAACUCUCGGUACUCUUGAUCUCCGAAGAGGACGGCGAAGACUCCAUUGUCGACUUGACCAAGACUCUUACCGAGAUGUCUCAACGAUCAAAGAUCACACCGAAGGAUAUCACCGUCGACUUGGUUGAUGCCGAGCUUUCCGAGAGUGUCAUGAGCGGACCGGAACUCCUCAUUUUGUUCGGACCAACGAUUGAACUCGACGGCUACCCACCGUGGCAGAUCAGCCUCAGCGAAAUCUACAAUGUGCAGGAUAACCAAGGAGUUGGAUACCAAGUGUUUCUCCGCGCCUUGUAUAAUUACGCAAAUGCGCAGAUGCGUUUUGGCAGAUAGAUAAUAAACAUACGGGCAAUAUUACGCCCCUUUCUUGUCCUCCCCGGCCCUUCCUGGCCAGACUGUCGUGUUCCUGGCCUCCUGGUCUAAUCUCAUUUAUACACGGGCCCAGAGCAAACGUUGUAGCUGUAGCUGUAUUAAUUAGCGGUGCCUCCCUUUGACCAGGACCUUCCUAGACGCAAAACUCUGUUGACUAGUUGGCGCACCACCCUUCACUGCUUUGUCACUAUUGCCAGUAGUUUCAGGGAAUCGAACGACUGCUGUGAUAGCCUAGCUGUGGUAGCCUAGCUGUGGUUUCUCACCUUGUCACGUGUGGGUGCCUAGUAGAAUCUGGGUGCUCUCCUGCCCCAUACGCCUCAUGAUUCCCAGUGGCUUAGAUUCCGCGCUAUCUCAGGGGCCUCUGCAUAUGUAGCGCCAACCUUUAAGAACUGAG
This is a messenger RNA of Pseudogymnoascus destructans, 1736 nucleotides long. RefSeq lists its product as uncharacterized. The transcript has 3 exons. Lineage: Eukaryota; Fungi; Ascomycota; Leotiomycetes; Thelebolales; Thelebolaceae. The coding region runs from base 287 to 1303 and encodes 338 amino acids. Gene Ontology annotation, molecular function: ditrans,polycis-polyprenyl diphosphate synthase [(2E,6E)-farnesyl diphosphate specific] activity. Gene Ontology annotation, cellular component: endoplasmic reticulum membrane; dehydrodolichyl diphosphate synthase complex. The record is from RefSeq and is a predicted model, not a curated record.